Messenger RNA from Moneuplotes crassus, 869 nucleotides. The record is from the annotation of a GenBank genome assembly. Lineage: Eukaryota; Ciliophora; Spirotrichea; Euplotida; Euplotidae.
AUGAGAUCACUAACUGCACUUAUCGAGCCUGAAAAUUUUAAAAUCGCUAGUUCUUUUCACGGAAGCACUAGUGAAGCUUUGAAUACAUCUUCAGUGACUAUUCCAGACUUCAUGUUAAGCCUGAAGAGCUUUAGAGAGCAUAAAACUGAUUAUAAGCGUAGUUGAAUUAGGAAUAAUCUUGAUGAUAGUCUUUAUGAGGUUGGGACUGAAGAGUAUGCUACGUUCAAUGAAAACAGCCCCUCUAAGAAUAUAUCCAAGGUUAACUUCCAACUUGAAAAGUAUGCAUCGCAGAGAGAAACUACAGCAAGUAGUGACAAAUCUGAUUGCUCCCCCGAGAAGAACACUCAUUUAGAUUGUUCGUUAUUUGGGGAUGGAUCUGAUCUUGAAGAGUACCAAAAGAACUGUAAAGAAAAUAAAAUAGAUGGAAGACACUCAAGAAGAAGAGUUUCACUCUAUGUGGAGCCAUAUAAAACCCAAACAAAGUUCUCUAAGCCACGCAGAGGUCUUUCUACUUGUGAUUUCUCAAAGAAGUACUUAACUAAGAUAGAAUCUGAGUUAUCAGAUCCAAGUGAUUUAAUAUCUUCAGAAAGUAUCCCAGAAUCAUGAUGAAACUUGCCAAAGCAUUCAAAAACUCCUUUCUCAAGAAAUACAGAUUUUUCAACAGCUGUAGAGUUUGCUAAGAAAGCGAGUUCUUUAGCAACUAUUGAAUUAGAUAGAGAGAUUUCUUCUCUAAAAGCUCGAUUCUGAGUCCUUACAGAACAAAUGAGGCAGCUUGAUUGUGAAAACUCUCAUCUUACUCAAGAACUGAACGAGGUUCUGCUUAGUAAAUUAUCAGCAUAACAAUUUUUUUAUCUCGAACUAUUCUGAGC